This is a messenger RNA of Aspergillus fumigatus Af293, 1206 nucleotides long. The record is from RefSeq and is a predicted model, not a curated record. Lineage: Eukaryota; Fungi; Ascomycota; Eurotiomycetes; Eurotiales; Aspergillaceae.
AUGUCUGAAUGGCAUUCAUUCACGGAAGAUGCUUUGCAAGUUUUUCGAGAAGCUGGAGUCUCCCACAACGUCCCGUUUCAUGAUGAGACUGAGCUAUACACAGUUGGAAAUGAACUUGGUGUAUCAGGUAGGUUCGUUCGAAAUCUUUGCGACCCGGUUAUGAAGGCCCUUGAACCAUUACCAUGUAUGGCUUCAAUCCGAUUCGCCGAUUUCCAAGCAAUCUCCACCCCAGGAGACGUUGUUCCAGAUGUAUGUCUGGGGCUCGUGGCGGUUGUCCCCACACCUGAUAAUGUUCAUUUGGUUGGAGAAGUCAAGACACCAUGGACCAUCCCUGAUGCAUACAUUCAUCUAAACCGACCUAAUACAUCUUAUCACCUCGAGCCACUGAUAGGACAGCUUGUUGCUCAAAUGCGCGCGUGUUCGCUUCGCUUUGGAUUUUUAUCCACCUACAACUCUUCGGUUUUCGUCAAACGAGCAGCGGACUCUUCUUUCCUCCUUUCGCCGCCCAUCAAGUACAAGGCUAGAGAGCCUUCCCUUCGCCAGCUUUUUGCUGGUUUUGUUCUAAUGGCCUUGUCGGAGCCAAAGUACUUUGAAAGCCCGUCAUUUCAGCCAAGAGAUGUAAGCAUUGAUUCGGGUAACUGGGAGAGAAAUCCCGACUACCCGGCCCCAGCACUGACGAGCGAAUUAGACUCUGUCACAUCGAACAGUGUUAUUGUAAACACUGACGGAUCCUCCACCACGGUCAUCAAUUGCGUUCGCAGGUUAUCAGACGCAAGAGUCAAGUUCAAAGCGACCUGGCUCGCCACAAUGAAUGGAACGCCGGUGAUUUUGAAGUGCUGGCAGCCCAAAUACGAGGAGUUGGGAGACAUUGUCUGCUCGAGCAUCUUCCCAUCGGGAUAUGUCCUCGUGUUAGAGCAUAGAGACGGAAUGCGUCUUGACCGACUAUGGCAUACUCUAUCCAACACCGAGCGAGCCCAAGUUCAGUCCCAAUGCCUUAACAGCGUUCAUGCUUUACGACAAGUGACCGUGCGUCUUGAUGAUGCGGGAAUGCACAAUAUUCUGUAUAACAGGGAGAGUGGCGUGAUAGCUUUGCUUGACUUUGAAAGUGCCCAGGUAGUUGAAAGCCAUUCAGUGGUCCCUGUGAAUCACGAAAUGGGUGCCAUCUUUGGUUCUGAUUUUCUGUUGGGACAUCCGUCUGGUGACUAG